Molecule: messenger RNA, 1909 nt
Organism: Emericellopsis atlantica
Lineage: Eukaryota; Fungi; Ascomycota; Sordariomycetes; Hypocreales; Bionectriaceae
Exons: 1
Coding region: 187-1848 (553 amino acids)
Source: RefSeq, a predicted model, not a curated record
CCCUCCCAUCAAACGCCCUUGCUGACCUCCAGUGGCUUAUUCAAACUGACAACGAAAAGUUAUUUGGCCGUGCGUGACGCGAAGUCUGAUAAGAGCACACCAUUCGAUCCCAGAAUCUUUGCCGCUAGUGUGAGCGCAAGUCAACCGCGUUGAACUUGGUUCACGCGUCUCGGCGCAACGGACAUUAUGAGCGUCAACCCCGCGGAACUAUACAAACGCUUCAAUAAGGAACCUGCUGAGCAACAAGAAUUGCGUGAGAAGAAUGGUUUUAGGAGAGCUUCGGCGCCAUCCUCAAACGAAAUCCUGCCUUCACUUCUUGCAUCGCUAAAAAGCCACCGCCUAAGGGGUUCUAAACAGAAGAGGAAGGCCGAGGAACCACAUAACGAGGCCCAAGAGGCCAGCCCUAGACCAAACAAGCAGCAAAAGGCAAUCCAGAACACACAAAUUCCUUCGUCUUCGCCAGAGCGACUCAUUCCAUGGUCAUCAUCUCCUGUUGGAACUCGACCGCCACCAUCCGGUGAGGGCAGAUUUGAUCUACGGGCCGCACCAAACUUCUCUCUACCGCCAAGUUCAGUCGGGAACAACGAAGAGGAAUACAUUACGCAUGACGAAGUGGAAAGCAUCCUCCACAGCGAAGAGUACAUGCAGUCGCAAGUUUUGGAUCUGCCGCGGACCAGCCCUGCGCGGACCAGUCCUGUUACGCAGUCCACGCCUGAUCGAUCCAGGCUCGCUGGCACUCCUACGUGCGCGCAGCCCAGUCAGCAAGUGGUUCCAGGUACGGUUCUGGUGUCUAAUAUUCCUGCGAGCAGCCUGCCUGUGGGUAAGGGUACCCAAUCGCGUGAGCGGCCUGAGCGGCCCCAAACGCGACCAAGGCGAAUGAAGCUGUUUAAACCAGAAGUACUUGACAAUUCCAAAAUUCGGAAAGAUCAUAUCAGCCCCACGCGCCACUCAAGCCCUGGUGACGCAAGCAUUGAACAGCAAGAGGAAGUACAGGGGCCCCAAGCGGCAAUGAGGAGAGGAACGGGAGAUGUCGUAAUUGCCAAGGACAAUUUGCAAAGUCAGGACGUUCGGUUAUCACCUGCACGGUCAGCUAUUCCAGAGUUAGUCGUCACAGAUCCCGAUACCAAACGCGCUUCACAGGCAUCCGCUAUUACCCUAACGGAGUUUGAAGCCUUCGUGGACAAGUACCCCGAGUACACGGUUGACGGCGGGACCCUCUCGACUUUCCUGAAGGCGUGCAUUACUCUUGAAUGGGCACGCAAAUAUCAGAAGCUACAUCACUUUCUAUGGGACGAUUUUAUCCGGGUCUAUACGACGCUGUACCUGCCCUAUGUUAAGAACCAAGGAGGCACGCGUGGGGCCGUGGAGUUUUACAACGACCGAACGGAGGCCCCCUUGUGGGUACCAAGUCAAAUGGUGAAGGCGUCUACCUUGGACCGUAUUCUGGACUUCUACCGAGAUCGAGUGCGAGAACUACGGGCUCGUAUGAUUGUCGACAAGGACAAUGGGGGCCAACCGUUGGGACCGAGCCCUGAAGACAAUACUUUGACCAAGGCUUCAAAACCAGGGACAGCUGCCCCCACGACCCCCAUACGCGAGCAGCAGCCAGGCCGAAGACAUACUAUGGGACCGUUGCCUGCGCCGAACCGCUCUCGAGAGGCUGUUUCCACGCCAGUACCAUCAGCGGAACCCAGCUCAUCACGCUCGACUCCCAUGUCGCAGUUGCCCUACUUCAGGAAUCUAAUGCAGAAGGGAACUCCGAAAAGGGGAAAUACGAUGGGGCAAAAUGUGUAUCGGAAAAUGGUGCAAAGGAAAAGCACGGGUUCACUGCCGGGGCCGUCAGUUUGAUUGAACAGAUGCAUUGGUUGUCACGUUGCUUGAGAUGGGCAAUCAUAGGAUCCAAGGUAUU